This is a messenger RNA of Helianthus annuus (common sunflower), 790 nucleotides long. RefSeq lists its product as uncharacterized. Gene Ontology annotation, cellular component: mitochondrion. Bases 36 to 518 code for a protein of 160 amino acids. Gene Ontology annotation, molecular function: protein-folding chaperone binding; zinc ion binding. NCBI's taxonomy places the organism in Eukaryota, Viridiplantae, Streptophyta, Magnoliopsida, Asterales, Asteraceae. The record is from RefSeq and is a predicted model, not a curated record. The transcript has 4 exons. Gene Ontology annotation, biological process: protein stabilization; protein import into mitochondrial matrix; protein folding.
AGUUCAACACCCUAUGCUUGCUUGGAUUGGGAACCAUGGCCACCACUGCUUCUUCCCUCUUUUCUCUGCCUACAACUCCUCCUAAACCUCACAGAACAACAGCUCGUUUUUCAUGCCCUAAUUUCCUUCAACCAAAAUUCACCCUCAAAUUCCCCAGAUUGGGGGUUUCUUGUUCAAAAGAAAAGGGGUCAAAAAAGGUGUCCCCUUUUGUGAUUUCUUGCUUGGUUGAUGAUAAUUUGAAUGCAGAAGGGUCUUUUGGUGAUGCUGAAUCAAACCCUAGAGCAACUAUUGACCUCAAACUCCCGAGAAGAAGCUUGUUAGUGCAAUUUACCUGCAAUGCUUGUGGCGUAAGAUCACAAAAGCUCAUAAACCGACUAGCUUAUGAAAAAGGGAUGGUUUUUGUUCAGUGUACAGGAUGUGAACAGUAUCACAAACUUGUUGACAAUCUAAAUCUUGUGGUGGAGUACGACUUUCGGGAGGAAAUCAAUGCGAGUCCGGAUGCAGAUCAUGGGUUCUAAUAGUGGUGCUACAAAAAAAAAAGCAAGAAGGAGAAAACUGUAAAGCCGUCUAUGAAGCAACUUAUUGAAGGUAAAGAAGUCGGUGUAUAUCGAAGAAGGAUUUGGUUGUUAUUGAGAAGCUAAAACCUGUUGGUACUUGUGUUUUGGGGUCUGUUCAGUUGAAUAAGAAUGUAGUGUUUAUUGUUUAAUACUAAGAUUUCGAGGGAUUGGAAUGUGGGUCGAAAGAAAUUCCUUUUUAAACAGCGGGACGUAAAAAGAGCUGCUAAUGACCA